AUGAAGCUGCUUGCGACAGCUCUUCUGCCGGCCUUUGCAGCCGUGGCAUUGGCAUCUCCUUCUGUUAAGAUUGACGCCGGUAUAGUUAACGGUGGAAAAUGCAAAGGAGGACAGGACGCAGUCUUCUACAAGGCAAUUCCCUUUGCCGAGCCCCCGGUUGGAGAUCUCCGAUUCAUGGCCCCGAAGCCUUACAAGAAAAGCUUUCCCCAGGGAAAGCUUGAUGCAACUACCUCUGCCGCCACAUGCAUUCAAUUCACCGACGACUUUACCCCAUCCAAGUUGAACUCGACUAAGCUCUCAUCCGAAGACUGCCUCUACUUGGAUGUUUGGACUCCAGCAAACGCCACCAAAGACUCAAAACUUCCGGUCAAGGUGUGGGUCUACGGUGGCUCGAACUCUGAGGGCUCGAUCUCGGACCCUCUGUAUGAUGGCUGUAACACGGCCAAUGCCGACUCAAUCCUCGUGACGGUCAACUACCGAGUUGGACCCUUGGGCUACACAGCACUCAACAGCGCCGGAAUUUAUGGUAACCAAGGAAUCAAAGAUAUCGUUCUUGGCUUGGAGUGGGUUCAGGACAACAUUGCGGCCUUUGGCGGCGACCCGAAAAAAGUGCUUCUUUUCGGGCAAUCGGCCGGUGCUGCGAACGUGUACAUCGUUGGCUCUCUUCCCCAAGCAUCCUCCUUGGUGAACGGUGUCAUCGCGGAAUCCGGCGCUGGCAGGCCUGUCACUAUCAAUGAAACGCAACAAGCUACGGGUGCAUCGUAUGCCCGAACCCUGAAGUGCAGCACAAACGACAAAGCAUGCAUGCAGUCUAAGAGUCUCGCCGAAUUGCGAAACGCUUACAAGACCGAUCCUUUCCUCCAGACGGGAGUUGGACACUACGACGACCUGAGUGUCGGCAACCCUAAGACCCCUGGCUUCCACCCCUACGUGGAUGGCGAUUUCAUCCCCCAGGACCCCUACAAGUCUGGUGUCAACGUCCCGACCGUUUUUGGAUUCACCGAGAAGGAAGCCACCGUUUUCAUCGCCCAGUGGGCCAUCACUCAGCUGCAGAAGAAGAUCGUCCCAACCCCCGCCUUGUACAAGGACUUCCUCCGCAAGGACUUUGGCAAGGCCGCCCCCCUUGUUGAGAAGUACUACAAGCCCUCCGACUUCGAAGCUUACGCCAGACCUCUCGCUGCAUCCGGCAAGCUCACCGGCUACAACACCACCUCGCUCGCCAUCCUCCUCACCAUGGGUCAGAUCGUCACCGACUCCACCUACAGAUGCCCGGCGUGGUACGGCGCUGUCCAAACCGCUCGCAAGAACAUCCCCUCGUGGACCUACGAGUUCAAACACUCUGACAGCUGCGCCUGGCUGCCCACCCUCUCGCAGCAGAUCAUCUCGAUCUUCGCGGGCACUCACACCGCUGAAAUCCCGUAUGUCUUCGGCAACCUCGACAACCGCUAUCUUUCCAACGGGGCGUCUUGCAACUCCACCUCGGCUGAGUACCGUCUCAGCGAACAGAUGAUGGACGCAUGGACCGCGAUGGCUGCGAAUGCCGACCCGUCGACCAGGGACUUUGCUUGGCCUCAGUUCGAGCCCUCGAAGAACCUCUCCGCAGCUCCUGGAGUGACCUUCGAAAACACAUCGACUGCUGGCAAGAUCGACUUCUUUGGCUGCGAGUUGUGGUCGCGCGUCAAUGCCAUUUUGGCGGCUGACAACUCUACUUCUACCGGAGCUUCGCCCAGUGCGAGCGGCGGUCCGGCAUCCUCGUCGACUCCCCCGUUGGCUGAGAAUGGGGCAGCAAGUAUCCUGCCUUCGACUGGGGGGGUUGCUGCUUUGGCUGUGCUGCUGAUGAGCUUGGUUUAA
Aspergillus steynii IBT 23096 is the source of this 1851-nucleotide messenger RNA. Its product is annotated as carboxylesterase/lipase family protein. Bases 1 to 1851 code for a protein of 616 amino acids. NCBI's taxonomy places the organism in Eukaryota, Fungi, Ascomycota, Eurotiomycetes, Eurotiales, Aspergillaceae. The transcript is spliced from 5 exons. The record is from RefSeq and is a predicted model, not a curated record.